Eruca vesicaria subsp. sativa (arugula) is the source of this 471-nucleotide messenger RNA. The record is from the annotation of a GenBank genome assembly. NCBI's taxonomy places the organism in Eukaryota, Viridiplantae, Streptophyta, Magnoliopsida, Brassicales, Brassicaceae.
AUGUCGAUGAUUCCGAGCUUCUUUGGUAACAACAGACGUGGAAGCAACAGCUUCUUCGAUCCUUUCUCUCUUGACGUUUGGGAUCCGUUCAAGGACUUUCCAUCAUCUUCCUCCUUCUCUCGGGAGAACUCUGCGAUUGUGAACGCACGUGUGGACUGGAGGGAGACACCUGAGGCGCACGUGUUUAAGGCCGACUUGCCUGGACUUAAGAAGGAGGAAGUGAAAGUGGAGAUAGAGGAUGAUAGCGUGUUGAAGAUAAGUGGUCAGAGACACGUGGAGAAAGAGGAUAAGAACGACACGUGGCACCGUGUGGAGAGGUCGAGCGGGCAGUUCACGAGGAAGUUUAGGCUUCCUGAGAAUGUGAAGAUGGAUCAGGUUAAGGCUGCGAUGGAGAAUGGUGUUCUGACUGUGACGGUGCCAAAGGCGGAGACGAAGAAGGCUGAUGUCAAGUCUAUUCAAAUCUCCGGCUAA